Messenger RNA from Mytilus californianus (California mussel), 5937 nucleotides. RefSeq lists its product as uncharacterized. Gene Ontology annotation, molecular function: protein binding. The record is from RefSeq and is a predicted model, not a curated record. Lineage: Eukaryota; Metazoa; Mollusca; Bivalvia; Mytilida; Mytilidae. The transcript is spliced from 5 exons. The coding region runs from base 54 to 1727 and encodes 557 amino acids.
CCACUUCCGAUAUAAAAUCAGAAAAAUGGUCUGUCAAAUUGGAUGAACUGAAAAUGCGCAAAUUGACAGCUAUUCUGCUGAUAUUUGCUCAUUUGUAUAUUGUUUUCCAAGAAUGUUUCUGUGCUUUAGCACCUCAAAUGAUACUUAGCCCAGACCAUGAUCAAAUUAAUGUCAAGGAAGGUCAAAGUUUAGAGGUUAACUGUAGUGUCAAGGACAGAGACCAUGCAGAAAAAUGGCAGAUACCAUACUGGAAAGCCAGAGGGCAAGUCUAUCGUAGGCAAAACUUGCCUCAGAAUAUCACCAGCUAUCACACAGCAACAUUAUAUUUCCAGAGAAUACAUAAAUCUGAUGCUGGCUUAUAUAAGUGUUUAUAUAAUACAACAUCCUCAGUUAUUACCAAAAGACUGUAUAUAAUGGUCAAAAAUGCUAGAUCAAAUAUUGACCAUAAAUGUGGGAGUAAUCAGUUCAAAUGUGAAGGGAGCAGUCAUUGCAUAGCUUUACAUUACCACUGUAACAACUGGACUGAUUGUGAAGAUGGUUCCGAUGAAAUACAUUGUAUAGGUCUUUGUGAGAAAAAGUUCCAUUGUUUAAAUGGGAAAUGUAUAGACCAAGAAUUAGUAUGUGAUAAAGAGAACAAUUGUGGAGAUGCCUCUGAUGAAUAUUGUCAGCUACAAAACAUUGCUGAACAAAAGAAAGAUACAGCAAAUACAACAAUUAAUGCAACAAAAACACAAGAUGAUCACAUGAGCUGGCUAAAGACGACAUUGUAUGUUGUGAUUGGUUGUACUGUCAGUGUUGUUUUCUUCAUUUCUGUAAUUGUUGUGGCUGUCUUCCGAAUCAGAAUGAAACGGAACACAGUUCGUAGGACAUAUGGUUCUGAAAGGUCAGGGAGAGGUCAAAGAGAUAGUGGUCAUGACCCAGUCAAUUAUCAAGCUGAGGAUCCGUUCUUAAAUAUGGCACCAUCUGCUAACUAUGGCAAUAUUAUUGUUAAUGUGAACAAUGGAAUUCAGUAUGUUCCAGGGGCAGAAUUUGCUGAAUUUACUGCAAUAAUGGAAGCCCCACCAUCUUAUUCAGACGUGGAACAGGAAAUAUUCGAUACUCAGAAUAUUUCACCUCCUGAUUAUAGUACAAUUGAUAGAAAUCCAUUACAAGUCAAUAGCGUGAUAAAUAUUACACCAACUAGAAGUCAACGACCUAGUUCAGGCCAAACUCCUGUAAAUAGGCGAGAUAGGUCUAAUCAGCCUGUUGAUAGCCGGCCUAGAACACAAAAUGCUGCUGUUCAGACAUUAACUCAUCGUUCACAUGGUGGACGUCCUCAGUCAGGUACAGAUAGUCUUCCACGGCAACCAACGAUAAAUGUUCAAGGAGGCCAAAUUCUUUUAACAAAUAUUUCAGAUAAUUUGCAACCUACACAAACAUCAGACAAUGAACAAGUAAGUUCAGAGAGACCUUCAUCUGCUUUGCUUCAAGUUCAAAAUGGUCAAAUUAUGUUGUCCAAUCCAAACUUGAACACUGCUGACCAAUCAGCAAGUAGCAACAUUCAGAGUAGUAUUCCUGUUGAUGAAAGUCAGGAAAAUAAUCCUAGAACAAAUAUACAGGUGUGUGAAGGACAGAUUGUAUUGGCCAGUGAAAAUACCCCUGCUGUCAUUACAGCAAACCCAACAGUGAAUGAAAGUCCUAGCAGACGACAGUUAGAUGUCUGUGAAGGACAAAUAGUAUUAAAAUGAUGUAUCUUGCCAAUGUAAUAGUUACCUUUUGUUCUGUAUAAUUUAAUCCAUAUUAUAUGUGCAAUUCAGUUCAUUCAUUUUGUAAUUGUUUGUUGAAAUACAUGGAAAGUUGUCAUUUGUAGCACUAUGUGAGAAUUUCUGUAAAUAUCCAAAUAAAUCCAGUCAAAAUCUGUUUUUUUAUUCCACACAGAAGAGCAAUUAUAUUUAAAAUAUUGGAAAUCCUGAACCUAAGGUUAAUAUUUUCAUAAAGUCCAUGUCUACAUGGUCUACAAAGACAAUAAAAUUGUUAUUUUCUUAAAAUAAUUCAUUCCAUAAACUUUGGUUAGUUUAUUUUUAUUCAGGGUAGCAUUAGUGAAACGUGUAUUUAGUUAUUUUUAAACUACGUUUGUGUUCUAGAUUAGUUAUUAUACAUACUUGUAUUAUAAUUUGUUUAUAUAUAUCAUUUAGUAAAUUACUGAUAUUUAUAGAUUAUCGAUGGUUUUUUAAAUGAGAGGGUGUUUCUCAGCUACAAUCUCAUCGAAGGGCAAGAAACAUCCUCUAGUUUGAAAGACCAUUGUUAAUCUGUUUAUGACUAUUUUGUCUAUGACGUCGUUGAUGUUUACAUUGACAACGGCACGAGUGGCCUUAGUUUCUAGCAAUAAUUUUCUCUCUCGAGCAAAUAUAAUAUGAAAAAAUAUCACAAAAAAAGAUCAAACUAGCAAUAAAUCAGUCGUAUCAACAUUAAUUAUAACAGUAAAUAGUUUUUGAUUUCAAUGCUUUUUCCUGGUUACAAGGAGAGAUAUUGAAUAUUUGCAAAAGUAGUUAAUGAAUUUAACAGAGACGAUAAUAAAUCUGCUCUAAACACCAAAUUCCCUAAAGGAAUUAUUAAAUACUGUACUGAUGUUCAGAAAUGUAAAAUGCCAUAGGUUUUUAAGGUAAUAUUGUGUAUACACAAUGGUAUAUAUAUGUUAUUUUUGGCUGUUUUACAAUUUUUCAAGUGCCAAACAUUCUUCAGAUUACUUAAAUAUAUCAGAUUUAAAAGUAUGUUAUUUUUUUGUGAUAGACCAAUUUCUUCUUUAUCAAUAUAUUCUUUCACUAAGUCUUCUUCUAAAAUGAACUUUUAUUAAAUUUAAUUUUGAGAAUUUUUUUUUGGGGGGAGAGGGGCAUUGCUCGUUGUGAUAUGAAUUAUCAUGUUUGUUUAAAUAUCUGUACACAAAAAUUAUCAAAAAUAUUUUUAAAUAUUCAGGGUGUAGUUAAUUUUGAUUUUUUGUUUGUUUCUAUUUUUGUCAGUUUGGGUUACACAUGUAGUGUUUAACUGACAUUGAUUACACAUUGGAAACUGAUCCUUUGGUUUUCAUUGGUUGCUUGCUGUCAUAAUUGUUAUUUCAGUGGUUUUCAUUGGUUGUAGCCUGUCAUAAUUGUUAUUUCGUUUAUUGUUUUAGUAUAAAUCAGGUAUUCUCUUUUGAAUUGGUUCACAUUUUGCCUUCCCAAGGCUCUUUAUAACUUCCUAUAUAGUAUAAGUUUUGCUCAUUGUUGAAGGAUGUACAGUGAUGUAUAGUUGUUCAUAUAUCCUUGUCGUUUGGUCUUUUGUUGGUCAUCAUACUACAAUUUCUUAUUUGAGGGUAAAACAACAAUAAAAUUGUAUUGAAUCAACAAAACAUUUCAUGUUGUAGUAAAACAAUUAUAGUAAGAUUAAAGUUAGAUCAGAAAGCUGUAACAAAUUUUUAUCUUUAACAAGAAAUUGAUUAAAAGUUAAAAAAAAUCACAUGCUACUUUAUUCUUCAUUAUCUCAGAAAAUGUGAUUCUGAUUAUCCUAGUACAGUAAUGAUAGUUGUCAUUAUAAGUUGAUACCAAUUCUAGAAUACCUGAGUUAAUCUCCAGUUUUAUAGUGGGGUUAACAUUGCUCAAUCUUCAUUUUCUGUGUCCAGUAUAUCGACUACUGUUUAUCUGUCCUUUUAAUUGCCUCCUUAUAAAAAUGUUAUUUAGUCUGAAUUAGAAUAAAAAAUCCUGUACACAGAAAUCUUAUAUUAAACUUUCUUUACCUGCUCAGCGCAGUAAUUUAGACGACAUUUAGUUUAUAUGUGUACAUUGUAUAUUGCAGAUGUUAUGAAGAAAAAAUCAUGUCUUUUGAAGAAGGGCAUUUUACAUAUUUAUACACAUUUAUAUAUUUAAUAUUUUUUUACUUUAUCAAAUAUGUUUUUGUUUAAAUGCAUUCUAUAGAUUUAUCACACUGUACAAUUGACCCAUAUUCAGUUUUUUUAACCCAAAGGAUAUGAUAAUGCACACCCAUUUUCAUAUAGCACAUGCAAGGUAUGAUGCAAUUCUCUUUUUUUUUCAUAACUAAUAAUGAAAUACUUUUUAUCAAGCUCAAUACUGUGUAUUUCCUGUUUUUGAAAGUCAUCUUUUUAUCGUAAAAGGUCAAAACAUUUUGGACCAUAUAAACAAAAAAAGAUUUAAAUGCUGAACUGCUACACUUAAGUUUAAAAAAAUGUGAAACAGAACAAGUCUACUCAAGAACUUUCAAUAUAUUGAAAUCAAACUAAAAAAAAAUUGAUUUAUUGGCACAUGCUGCAAAUAUAAAAAAAAAAACUAAGAUAACAAAAAUACUGAACUCCAAGGAAAAUUCAAAAUGGAAAGUCCUUUAUCAAAUGGCAAAAUCAAAAGCUCAAACACAUCAAGUGAAUGGAAAACAACGGUCAUAUUCCUGACUUGGUACUUGUAGAAAAUGGUGGAUUAAACCUGGUUUUAUAGCUAGCUAAACAGUACAUGAUUAUAUCUGUUGGCUUUCAGAGAAAAUGAUGUGGGUCGAUUGUGUGUUUCUUAAAACUAAUUGUGUAUUAGAUGUAUGGAUAACAAAAUCCAAUGAUAUUUAAAAGCUCUAGAUAACAGCAUAUGAUAUUUUAAUGGUUUAGACGCAACAUCAUUAUAGUUCCUGCUUUUUUUCACAGCCGAUUAAGGUUAAGGCCAUUUUUUUCCAGUACUAAUUUUGAAUCUCAGUUACUCUUCACCCAGCUUUUGCCAAUUACUGCUGACAAAAAAAAUUUCAUAGAUAUCAUUAAGGGGAGUUAAUCCAGUUUUACAUUAUGAUUUUUUUUUUUAUUAUUGUAGAGGGAAAUGUUAUCUUUGAAUAAAAACAACAUAGCAAUGAAACAGUCAAACAUAUAUUAUGUUUAAGCUCUGAUGAAUAUACAAGAAAAUAUUUCAUUACGUGUCACUAGUCCUAUCACAUUUCAAAAUGUUCUUUUUUCAUCAAAUUCAUGACCAAAGUGGUAAAUUUUCCAAUUUUAUUUUUUUGUACUUUACAAUGUCUUCUGUUUCAUAAACAGUAAUUUAUUCAAAUCAUGUCAAGAGUCACUUCAAAUUUUAUUGUAGAGGUUCACUAUAACUGUAGGCAAGCACUAAUCUAUCACAGAAUCCUGAUUAAAGCUAUACAGUUAAUCCUUAAUGAUUAUACAAAAUUUAUAAAACAAAGUGAAAACUUUAAAAAUUUAUUUUAUUUUAUGUUAUUUUUUUAUUUUGAAUAUACUCAGUUUUAUUGAAACAAUUUGAUAAAUAUGACUUUAUUAAUCAGACUUGUUAAUUUCAAACUUAUAUAUGAUAUCGCAGUGACAUUUACUCUAAAUUACCAGAUAAUAUUAUAGUAUUUGGUAUAGACAAUAAUUAUACAUAUGAUUCCUACACAUAAUUGGGAAAAUACUUUCAUUAUUCAUUGGUAAGUGUUUAUUUUUGUUCAUAGGACAAUUGAUUCACAAAACAUUUAAACAGCAAUAAUCAAACAUUGCAGAUCAUUGCCUAGUUUAUACUAAAUUUGGGUUUGAACUGGUCACAAAAUCUAUGAAAAUAAUUAUCCCACACUUUAAAGUAGUUUUACAGAUAAGUGAUCUUGAUCAAAUUACUACUGUGACAUUUAAACAUAACAAUGUGAUAUUGGUAUAUUUUACAAGAACAUAGAUAUAUAUAUUAUUUAGUUCAGUUUAGAGAAUUCACUUAAUCAUGUUGCAAUGUAAUAGAAUCUGGUUGUAAAAUAUUUGUUAUUAUACAUAAUGAAUAAAAUUGUUGUAGAAUGGUUGUUAUGAUAAUUUGUACAUAUUUAUGCAUUUGAAUCCAUAUUGUGAAUGAUUAUUGAAACUUUGAGCCAGUGAACAUUUUGUUGGAGCAAUUUUUAUUGUAUUUCUUAGUUUAUAAUAUUAUUAUUUUUGAGUUUAUAUGAAAUAAAGUAUAAAAUACCUUU